Molecule: messenger RNA, 402 nt
Organism: Trichomonas vaginalis G3
Lineage: Eukaryota; Parabasalia; Trichomonadida; Trichomonadidae
Product: protein ubiquitination
Exons: 1
Coding region: 1-402 (133 amino acids)
Source: RefSeq, a predicted model, not a curated record
AUGAUUACUUCAGAAUUAGAUUUGCUUCCAGAUCAAAUUUUAGGAAGGAACAAAAAUGAUAUUGCUAUGGAUUUUAUUGUUUCUAUUUUAAGUAGCAAUUCUCUGCUUUUGAAAAGAGAAGAUGAUAUGUGUAAUUUUGUAAUUUCAUAUUGCAAAACAUUAUCUGAAUUAGAAAAGCUUUUGCCAAUGAUCCAAUUCGAAUAUUGUACAAACAAAACUGUUUCUGAUUUCAUAAACAAAUAUUCUUCUCUAAUGCAUCCAAAUUCAGAGUGUGAAAUUCCAGAACACGCUGAAUCAAAUGAAUAUCAAGAUGAAAGCCAAUUCUUCUCACAAAUAUUUACAAAUAGUUUAGUCGGUUUUUGCAUUUUUAAAAUGUUAGUCACCUUUCUCCUUCCAAAGUGA